This is a messenger RNA of Cajanus cajan (pigeon pea), 960 nucleotides long. The record is from RefSeq and is a predicted model, not a curated record. NCBI's taxonomy places the organism in Eukaryota, Viridiplantae, Streptophyta, Magnoliopsida, Fabales, Fabaceae.
UGCUUACAUCAUGUCGUUAAACUCAAGUGAUACUGAUAAACGGCAUGGCAAAGUUUUUACGGUAGAUCUUCUGUUCAAUGAAAAGGAAUGACUGAGGUUUGUUGACGUACAGUUUUGAUAACACUAGAAGGUACAUAUCCCCUCUACUCUGUCAAAAAGGCAGACACAUAUCCGCAAUUGAAAAGCAUGAUGCCCAUGACUUGUGAAAGUUCAAUUGUUUUCCUGUCACAAAUAUGUCAGGCUAAGAUGAACACAACAAGAGCCCUUCCGUCAGGGAAUGAAUUAUCAACAAACACAAUAACUAUCUCACCAAAGACAAGUUGUAUGCGAUGCAUGAUUUUCCGAUCCGAAUAUAGCCCAAAAGCUGUUAGUCCCGUGGAGAAGAAAAAAGGGAAGAAGACAACAGGAAAGAAAGAGCACCACUUGUGGAAAAGUAGAGAUUCAGCUCAGUCUGGCCAAAAGGCACUCACUCUUGUUAGAAAUGUUUGUAAACUCCCUAAUGAGAAAGAGGCUGUUUAUGGGGCAUUAGACAAAUGGACAGCUUGGGAAAUAGAGUUCCCAUUGAUUGCAGUGGCUAAGGCUUUAAAAAUCUUAAGGAAAAGGCGUCAGUGGGUUCGUGUAAUUCAAGUAGCAAAGUGGAUGUUAAGCAAAGGUCAAGGAGCAACGAUGGGAACAUAUGACACCCUUCUUCUAGCAUUUGACAUGGACCAGAGGGUAGAUGAGGCAGAAUCAUUGUGGAACAUGAUCAUACAUGCCCACAUGCGCUCUGUCUCAAAGAGAUUGUUUUCUAGGAUGAUAUCGUUAUAUGAUCAUCAUAAUAUGCCAGAUAAGAUUGUAGAGGUAUCUUUGUUUAUACCAUUAAUCUCACUACAUAAUAUGCCAGAUAAUAUUAUAGAGGUAUCUGUGUUUAUACCAUUAAUCUCACUACACCUUUACAAUCUACUCACAAAGGAUUCAUGA